Molecule: messenger RNA, 1702 nt
Organism: Orussus abietinus
Lineage: Eukaryota; Metazoa; Arthropoda; Insecta; Hymenoptera; Orussidae
Exons: 3
Coding region: 85-1077 (330 amino acids)
Source: RefSeq, a predicted model, not a curated record
UGGGACGUUUGUUCACGUCCGACGAUACUGUCUGUGCAGUUUGAGUGAAUUAGGGUGGACGGUGGCCGAUAAAUCGAGGACGAAAUGUUCGAGGCGGAGCAGAAGCCGGCCUCACCGGUGCCACCGGCCACGAACACCUUGACUACCGUACAGACACCCGUUCUACAGGUCGCCUGCAGGAUGCUGCGGUCUCCUAGCCACGAAAGCGUCAUUACUGAUUUAUCCCUGUUCAGUGUCUCGUCUAUCGCCAGCGAAGUCAAGGCCGGCAAUCGGCUCGUCGCCUUCAAGUCGUACGGCGAUGUCCCGCUAGGUGGACGCGGCCCCUCACCUAAUCCGGACACCAGACAGAUCCAGAGCAACAGGCCUGCGGAUAUUCCUGAAAUCCUCUGGUUCGAGGAGGAGACGGACCUGAUCCGCAGUUGCGGAGCUUUAUCUUCCGCCUUGGGUCUGCAGAAGAGUUUCAGCACGAGCGACGUCUCCCAGCUUCCCAGUCCGGACGCCUGCGGUCCCCGGAACCUGAGAUCGGCGGUUUCAUCUCUGGCCCUGGAUGCCGCCCACACGAACGGGUUCCUUCUGGAGCAGGCCAGGUUGGACCAUGCCUCCAGGUCGUGCAGCACCUGGGUAGCAGUCGGGGACGUCGUCAGCACUUCGCAGCUUCCCAGUCCCCAUGGAGGAGCUGCCCAGCAAGCUCCUGCCCCUCCUCAGCCUCAGACGAUCCCAUUCACCGCUGCCGACCUGGUCAGAUCUGUGAACAAGAAAGUCCGCCAAAACUACAUCAGACGAAGAUUGCUGACGACCUAUCGAGCCUUGGAGAGACUGUCUCAGAGCGAGUUCAACCUGGACCGAUUGGAAGCUGCAGCAUCUGCAGCCCAAACCAACCCUGGAGCAACUUUAGUGGUUCCUGGAGCUCCCAGCAUCUCAACCAGCUUGGUAGGUCGCAAAAGUGGAAAUCAUCCCCUAACCGUAAGAGAUGUCGAGAGAGAACGUGGGAAACAGCUCUCCAAGUACGAGAGGAACAUGAUGAUCUUCAACUGGCUGCACACCCUCGACGACAGUGUCAUCGAUAGUAUUCAAUAAGGAGUUAAAAAAGGAAAAAAAAGGGCCGAUUGGAUAUCAAAUCUCAUUAAAUGGAAAAGAACGCGACCGAAAAGUGCUCGAACGGGAUGAAAACGAGACCUCGGAGCGCAGACUUUAAUUCUUCGAGAAAGGGACAAAAUUAAUAAAAGUAAAGAGAGCGAGGUGGAGUAACAAUCGACAGAUGUGCAAUUUCUUUUUUUUCUUUUUUUUUUUAAUUCAUGCUCGAAUGAAUUCCUCCCUCUUGCUCGUAAAACGAGAGGUUGUUUAAGCGAUUGUUUCGACCUUUCGCCGAUUUUCAUGAAUUCUCGCGGAUAAUGCAAUAAACACCGCAAUUACGCGCGGCAAUUGUUGACGUAGAUUUAGUUGGGACAAAGUUCAGUAGACUCGAGUCGGAUUAACAAUAUCGAUAAACGCGAAUACUAAAGAUAAACAUAACGUUGUUACGUCUAGUCUCAGGGAGUGUACCGAAGAAUGAGACAUUGUUUAAACAACGAGCGUCACUUGGUAUUGCUCGGUACUGCACAUAGAGCCGGAUGAGUGCGGAGUACUUUUGAAUGAUAAUGAGAAAAGAUGUCACUAAAAGAUUUUAAAGACACUAGCCUGAGUCCUAUUAAACUAGAAGUGC